GCCCAGUUCAACGAUCGAUACGCGGUUCCAUGGAAGCGCGGAAGGACGACCUUCGCCGCGCGAUGGAUAUCGCCUCCAUGAAGGCACCCCACCUCCCAUCGGAGAAUCACAUGAGAUCGGUCGAAUCAAUGUUCCGAACCAUCGACGAAAAGCUCGAGCUGAUCCUCGACGCACAGGAUGCACGCUUCCGAAUGCUGGACGACAAGUUUGAUCGGUUCAAUCGACGUAUGGACGCGCUCGAGAGAAACUCUACCGACAACAGCCCCCGAGGUCCCUCCCCAGUUGUGGAAGACGAAGGCUCACGCUCGUCCUACGAGACUCAGGCCGAGAUGCGCCGACGUCUAGGGUCCAUGGAAACCACUUCGUCGUUACGUCGCUUGACCACAUCCCCCGCGUCCGACGACUCGUCCAUGGGCAACAUGCAAAACAUGCAGGAGACGCUUAGGUAUAUUCACGAACGGUUGGCGUCUCUGGAAACACAGACCCAGGCACUUCCUGACAAGAUCACACCUGCGAUUCAUCGCCGCUUGGACACUCUCGAGACACAGGUCAAGAUUUUGCCGGAGCGUGUAGAUUCGUUGCUGCGCCAGCUUCAAAGCCGUUUGAUGGACCACCAGCCCCCUUCUUUGCAUGUGAUGUCUCUGGAUCCGCAGCGCCACCAUUCGUCGAUCCUCGCGCGCACCGAAGAGUCCCUAUCGGUGCUACACCGUACGCUGGAAACGAUCGAAACACAAAGCCGCAGUCUCCCCGACCGUGUUGCUUUGGCCGUGAAUGGCUCUGGCAAGUUUAGCAACUAUGCCAACCGUGGUUCGUAUGGACCAAAUAACGACGAAGUGAUGAACUUCGUCCAUGCGCGAUUGGAGAGCGUCGAAAAACAAGUUGGGUGUUUGCCAGAGCGGUUGCAGCGCUUCCUCGAAGACGAUAUUUUGCGACAGCUGCACGGCCACUUCCUGCCGCUGGAAUCGCAGAUCCAGCUGCUCCCGGAGCGUGUGCAUCACGCCUUGAAGGAAGUAGUGGCAUCUGACAUCGGCGAUGUACUGGACCAAGCGAUGACAUCGGUGCACGAUCGUCUCAGUGUUAUCGAGAAGCAGUCCGGGAGUGGCUUUGAUCGCCUUACGGGGCCGUUGGAGGAAAUGCUGCCGUCGCUUCGCAGCCAGAUCACGGACCUGCCUCACCAAUGGACCAAAUCGUCGACCAAGUUAGAAGCUGUUGUCCGCGACGCCACGCAAAGCCUGAAUCGUCACGUGAAGGAGCUCACCGCAGCAGCUGCAUUAAAGGAAGCAAAUCGAGACGCUGCACCGAACGCACAAGAAUUACUCGACUCGGCGUUGCAAACUCGCCUCAAACCCCUCGAGUCGCACUUGGAAGGCUUGCCAAAUGUGUUAAACGUUGCCCUGGAAGAUAACGUGUCGGUGGUGGCCAUGGUUGUGAACGACGCCCUUGCUGUCGUGCACCGCCGGCUGGAUCAACUCGAUGGUUUACCUGAGGCGCUUCGAUCGACGAUGGUAACUGCCGUGCCUGCGCCAGUUGCCCCGGCCACGAUAUCGGCACUCCCUCUCGACGUGUCGGGGCCGGCGAAACAAAAUCCCACGCCUGCUAAACAACCUCUCACGCCUAAACCGACGCCUGUGGUGCCUCAGCAAGAUAUCAAACCCAUAAUCUUGUCCGAACCGACGCUGUUGGCCCCUGUCAAUGUUGCUGCGACAACACCCACGGAAACAAUUGCCCCCGCCACGAGGAAUCCAAUCGCGGAACCACCGCAUGGCCCAUCGCCGCCGGGAAAUCCAAGAAAGACAGUACCCCAGGACCUCCCUGGAAGCACGAAAGGCUCCAACAAUUGCAAUAAUACCUCGGCUACGCCUACGCUUCGCCUGCGUCCUAUGCGAAAGGCUAGUAGUGCCUCAACGGCGUCAAUUUCUUCGACCAACUCAGUGCCGGAAGUUGUGGUGGUAAAGCCUGCGGCAACCCCCGCAUUUGUUCCCAGGAAGCGGCGUGUGGUCGCUUCUAAGCCGUCGCUUCGAUCGACCCAAGCCCCUGCUACUGCGGCUGUGACGCCAUAUUUCGCCUGGACAGACGGCAGUCUCCACCGCGCCCCCGAAGACUGGGUGUUCCCCAUCACAAACUGUCGUUCGUUGUGGGAACUGUGGUAUAUCGGUGAUACAGUUCAUGGCAUCGGGCCGUAUCGCACUCUCACCAAAGACGACAUCAAGCACCAUUACGUGUUGAAAACUCGUGGGAAGGCGGCCGCGGUCGUGCAAAAGGUGAUCGACACAGCUGUGGACCAUGGCAUCGUCUCUUCUGCCGAUCGGAUUCCGAAUAUGUCCAAGGACGAAUGCCUCGCCGUGUUUGAACAGGCCUUUGCUGUACUCAUGGGCUCUUCUUCCACUGGCAACAAGGACAACCAAGUGCUGCCCCACAACGCAUGCAACAACAUGUUCACCAAGGUGUACACGAUGCUCGUCAAUCAAAAGCGAAAGCGCUCCGACGACGACAAUGGCGAAGGUUAACUCCAAAUCCCAUUCUUUGACCGUGCCUUUGUUCGCGAA
Molecule: messenger RNA, 2546 nt
Organism: Aphanomyces invadans
Lineage: Eukaryota; Oomycota; Saprolegniomycetes; Saprolegniales; Verrucalvaceae
Exons: 1
Coding region: 30-2507 (825 amino acids)
Source: RefSeq, a predicted model, not a curated record